AUGAUCCUCUACUUCAACGUCAUCAUCUCCCUGGCAGUCUACGCGCUCGACACCUUCACGGCCGUCAACCUGCUUGCGUUCUCUCGCUGGUCCAGUCAGAUCAAGCCUGCCAUCCCCCUCGACAUCUCCAAGUGGAUCUUCGCCGGGUGUAUCAUCUUCUCGCUCGUGCUGCUCGUCUACCGUUGGCUGCGUGCCAUCAGGGUCAUCAAGUCCGGCGGUAUCGCCCAGUGCUAUCUUGACCCCAUUGCUGUCAAAGUCCAGAGUAUUCGCACCAGUAAACGUGCCUCAGGAUGGAGACGCUUCCUUGUCUUCGCCGAAUUGACCAAGAGUAGGAAGGGAGCAGACUAUGUUGCCAUCUUUACCUACUUCAACUUCGAGGCAUGGUUGAGAGUCAUCUUUGCUCAGGGACCACGCCAGGUCAUCAAUGGAAUCACCCUCUACUCUGUAGCACAGCUCAAUCUUAUCCCAAUCGGCGAACAUGCCGCACCAGAGGGAACUUCGGCAAUCUCCCAGUUCUUCAUCAACAUUGAAGCCCUAGCUGAAAAAGAUAGGCUACAGGCCCUCAUUCUCUUCUCCAUGCUUUUCACUCUCGUUAUCUGGGCCUUCGAGUUUCUCUCUUUCUGUGUCUCCGUGUUGCUUUACUUGCUCUUCCUCUGGCACCAUAUCCCGUCAGAGGAUGGCACGCUUUCGGUCUACUGCCGUCGCAAGAUUAACAGGCGACUCGAACGCAUCGUCAAGAAGAAGGUUGACAAGGCUCUCACGAAUGCUGUUGUCCUGCAAGAUAGGAAGCGCACCAACACCGAUCUAGAAACCGGAGUGGCUUCUAUCAAGCGCAACCCAACCUUGCCCACUCUCCCUUCGGUCAUGGAUCUCAAGCAGCCGCAGCAACCUAAGCUGCCGGAGAUGCCUCCCCUCUCACGCCAGACAACCGUCACUACCUUGCCACCUUAUAGACCACACACAUCCAACACUGAUCGACCGCCGCCUCUGCCAGAAGCUGACUGGGAUGCCCACAACCAUGAACAUGAUCAGUACGACAACGAUUAUAAUGACCAUGAUCAUGACCAGCAUGGUGACCAUGUCAUGGCAUCCUCUAACUCGAUGCACCGAACGCAGUACUCAGAUGACGCCUCUGCUUCCCUAGUAAACAACGCUGGUGGUAUUGGAUACUCGCCGCCGUCGUCGCAAUACAAUUAUCGCCCACCACACCCGCAGCAGCAGCACCAUCAGCAGGACCCAAUGCAGCGUGAAUACACAAAGACGCCCAUGCUGCCGCCCGUCGAACGAUACGGCACUCCGCUAUCUGUAUCCACUGCGUCAGUAUUCAACGCUCAGGGACUCGGUCAAGGCCCAAUGACGCCCGGACCGGGCCCUCGCACUCCUGGACCUCUCACCCCGGGCCCUGGUUCAAUCGGCCGCCAAACCCCAUCGAGCCACCGGCACCACCAACAGCAACAACAACAACAACAACAAGCAUGGGAUGCACCAGAAGUGCCCGAUCUACCAGUACACAGCCCCCAACCAACGCUCCCAUCAAUUUCCCGCCCUGGCACUGCCUUUGCUCCUCCACCAUCCGUAUCUACGCCUGCGCCAUCAUUUAGCCGUGACCGAGAACGUGAAAGAUACGGCCCAUACGAUGGCCCACAGAUGUCUUCCGUCCCACAGAUACCGUCUGCCCCUACGCCAACGCCAAGUGCACCUCCUACGCACGGUAACGGGGCACCGUAUAGAAACUUCGCCCGGCCGUCGCUAGCUCCUUACUCUGCUCCAGGGGGCCAAGACAUGCCACCACGAUCAGAAACCGCACCCUUGCCAUCUCAAGGCCAGUACAGUCAUAGCCAAGUAGGCUACAGUCAAACCGGUAGUCAGGGCCAUGGGCAACAGCCAGAUCUACGGCAGGAACCUCAAUUACCCCAGAUACAACCACCAAAUGGCACACAAAAUGGGUCGCACCCUUCCUUUAACCCAUAA
Molecule: messenger RNA, 1971 nt
Organism: Trichophyton benhamiae CBS 112371
Lineage: Eukaryota; Fungi; Ascomycota; Eurotiomycetes; Onygenales; Arthrodermataceae
Exons: 3
Coding region: 1-1971 (656 amino acids)
Biological process (GO): potassium ion transmembrane transport
Cellular component (GO): plasma membrane
Molecular function (GO): potassium ion transmembrane transporter activity
Source: RefSeq, a predicted model, not a curated record